GAAUGAUCAAUGCCAUUGUUGAAGACAAGCGACGCUACGUAUUCACAUAAUGGCGUUAGAAGGAAGAUGACUUUUGUGAAGUGUCUCCAUUAAGUAUUAAAUUGCCAUUUUUUAAAGAUAUUUUAAACAUCGACUUGAGUUAAUGGUAGUUUUUUAACGUUCAAUGAAUGGUGAAAUAUAUUUGAAGAAAAAAAGGAAUUAAAGUGAGCAUUUAUUUUGUAAUAGUUUCUGGACUUACACAAUAUACGAAAGCAGCAAUAAGCGAAAAUGGACGCGAACCUCAGUCCGGAAGAUGUCCAAAACAUGGACAUGAAAUCGGUCGUAGCAUUAGCUAAAGAAAUGGACAUAGAUAUUACUGGCGAUCGAACUAAGGACAAGAUUGUUAACAAGAUUAUUGACAUAAUCCUGAAACGAAAGCCUGAUCCUGACCCUUUGUGCAGACCCGAUGGUCCUUCGCUAAUGAAGGCUAGCGAUGACCAUGCGGUGGUUCGACGGAAACUGCAGGAGAAGAUUCGACAAGCGCACAAACUGUACCAAGCCUUUCCUCUCAAGCUUAAAUCGAAUCUUACACAAUCUUACCCAAGGCUAGAAGACGAUUUUAAGGAAAAACAGAAUUCGCUUAAAAAUGGGGAAUGCUGGAUUCUAGUUGCAGGGGAAGUCGGGGCGGGAAAAUCGAGCCUCAUCAACCUGAUACUCGACAGUCAGUUGCUGCCCACGGAUGCCCUCAAAUGCACCAACACCAUUAUAGAGAUCCGCUGUAGCGAUGAGAAACGGGCAAGGUGUAUCUACAAGCCAGAGCUGUCCGAUAGCGAAAACAGAACAAGGAAAAGACCUCCGAAAGAAAUCAAAUUAAAGGAUCUCAAGGGUAUACAGGAGUUUAAAGAUAGCGUAGUUGAAUGUGAUGAAAAUGAUGAUAAUCCAUUCGAAAGAGUGGAGCUCUACUAUCCAUUCAAAACCCUCAGUAAAGAAGUUGUGAUCGUGGACACGCCCGGUAUCGAGGGAGGGAACAAUGUUGACCAAAGUCUAGAGGUUUACCUGAAAAAAUCCUUUGGCUUCCUCUAUGUCAUUAACACAAACGCAGCCGGAGGGGUUCAGCAAGGCAGGCUGGGUCACUUACUUAAGACGGUUGUCAAUUGCUCCGAGGACUUCAGCCCCGAAGCCUCUCUCUUUAUUGGGAACAAGUGGGAGAACGUACCCGACAAAGACAAGGGGGAUGUCCAACGUGAGGUAUUCGAGAAAUUGUCGCGGGUCUACCCAGGUGUUAGAGAACAUCAAAUACACUACAUGUCGGUAAACAAGGCUCGGGAAUUCUACCUUAACCACAAAGAUCAGAUAAAGGACCACACGAUGUUACAACAGAAGAUGGGACAACUCAUACCAAGUUCACUCCGACAGGGACUGAUCAACCACUACUGGUGGCUAUCCGGGUUCCUCACGCGGUCGAAUUACGUUCUUCGAGUGACGAGUGUCCAGCAUGAGAUGACCGAGGAAGAAACCAGACAGCGAUACAUGGAAAUGAAGAAACACGUAGAAGAACUCCAGAGGAACAGUGACGAUUGCGUCGGGAACCUGCGCAAGAAGGUGGAUUUCGAAAUCUUCAAGAUAACCGGGCAUAUCAAAGACCUGCUGCAGCGUAGGGAUCUUCAAGACAGAUUGUGUAACUGGGAAGAUCCGCGUGGUUGUCCAAAGAGUGACCGGAAAUGGAAGAGAACUGCUGACGAUGCUGCCAUGAUAAUAUCAGAACGUAUUGCCAUGGUGAUAGAUAGCUGGCAAAGAGAACACUCGGUUCUCAGCAAGAUCGAUAAAGAGAUUAUUGAUGUUUUCUCAAAGGAAUUUGGUCUCCUUCAGCACCAAGUAGACGACAUUGAAAAAUUCCUUGCCGACAGCAAGGGCAAAGCCAUGAUGCUAAAGACAGUCAAACUGAUGCCGGUGAAAGGAAUAUUUGCCAAGAAAAAGGGAAAGGUAGAACGCACAUACAGCACAAUGGGAGGAGCUGUCAGCUGUAUUGGUAUGCUUGACACUGGCAAGAAGAAUGUCCGAAAACUGUUCAAGGAUAGGUACACCGAUAAAGUGUCGCAGAACCAACGGGCAGCAGUCAUGGCAGAGGCCACAACGCUGUAUAUAAAAAGCAUUCUUGAACACAAGGACAUGAACUCAAAACUCCGCAAAUACUUCGAUAGGUUCUUUAAAGAUAUUGACGAGGCUGCAAAACGAAUACCAGAAUUCCUGAAGGCUGACCAACAGUUGAUUGAGACACUACGGAACAGCAUGACAGAGAUCGAACAGCUGAAGGAAAAGCUGCCAUCCCUCUGCAACGACUGUGCUGACAUGCAUGGCGAGUUGGAUAUCUUCUACAUCAACAACAUCAUGAAGUUUGACUACGAUAUAUCUGAGUUCGACUGGCAUGGAAAGCAACCAUUGGGAAGCGGAAGCUUUGCAGAUGUGUUCCGUUCGGAGAUAGUCAAAAAAGGCCGACCAGUGGCUUUGAAGGUCGCGAAUGAAGCUGUAAGUCGGAAGAAUGUAACAGAUAUCCUCACAGAGGAUCGAACGAUGAGGGAUCUUCGUCAUCCGAACGUGGUACGAUACUACGGCGCUACCUUUCGCAAGGAUCCCGACAAAGGUCUGAUCUGGAUCAUGGUGAUGGAGCUGUGUAAGGACACCUUGAAAGGAUAUUACACGGAAAACAUCAACCGAGAGCGAUGGGUUCCCGGGAUGAUCCCGAAAGAUCACCCACGCCGAGGAGAGGCUUUCCGAAGCAUGAUGGCUCAUGCACUAGAUCUCGCCAAGGGAUUAGAAUACACACAUGAGAAGGGAUACACACAUAGAGAUUUAAAGCUCGAAAAUGUUCUGAUUGCAAAGGAAGGUACUGCAAAGAUCACCGACGUUGGUGUUGCCAAACCAACCAAGAUUCUCGUGCGCACGUGUGAAGGUUCGCCAGCCUAUAUGGCACCAGAGGUGUUACUUGGCAGCCAGAAUCACACAAACAAGAUUGACAUCUACAGCCUGUCCUUCAUCUACUGGGAGAUGUGGUUUGGGCAAGAGAUUACAGCAGAUAUGAACAGGGAAAUAUUGGGGCGAGACUUCUACGGUGAUGCCAUGGAAGCGCUGAAGAAAAGGCAGGGAAACUCAAAAGGGGGGUGGCGUCCGAGUUUCAGUAAAGCUAAUAAGCCUCAGGACGAAAUCGUGGAGCUUCUUAAGAAGAUGUGGUCAGUUGACCCAAAUGAAAGGCCGUCUGCUAUAGAAGUGCGCAGGUUCAUUGAAGGAUUUUUAAAAAAUAACUAAGCCGAAACACAGCCGAUCUUAUCCCAGGAAAAUGCAAUGUAAGGGAUUAAAGACUAAAGCUAUUGAAUUGUUUUUGUUUUUCAAUAGUUGAUUUACGACAAUAGAGAACAAGCUGUGGACAUGGCCAUGAGGAUAUUGCUGUGAAUUUAAUACGUGAUAUAAUGUAAUUUUUGACAGAGAAACAGUAUCGUGUUUUGAACCAUUUUAUAUACCCAGACAGUCGACAUCAGAUACAAAAUGUACUUUACAACACAAUAUUCACCACAAUGUAUGCAGUAUGUGAAAACAAACUGAGACAAAACUUGGCCUAAAAGGGAGUUGUUAUUGACUGUACAAAUAUAUGUAUGGAUUUCGGUGGCAAGAUUCGACAGUGAUAUACUGAUCGUUUACAUGUGACUUUAGACAAUCUUUGUAUUUUACAAUAUUGGUUGUGUAUACUUAAACAUUUUACGGUCAAGCUGGUCUCGCAAUAUUAUUUUUUUCCAAAAUAACUCGAUGUUCAUACCACGUGGUUAAAAUGCCAUAUGUUAAUUGAAAGAACUUGAUGCGUAUUUCGGACAAUUUCCAGCCGUACAAAAUCGAGUUGCACACUGUUGUGAAAGGCCAUAAAAAGUAAAUGAAAUAAGACUGGAUAUAUAUUAUAUUUUAAUAGAAUUAAAACACAUUUGGCUGGCUCAAUUUCACGAUUUAAAUUAUGGAUAGUUUUUAGAAGAGAUGUGCCAAAUGUGAUAUUAUUUUACUUGUCCAUCUCUUUCCCUUGAGCAAGCAAAACGCUAUCCAUGGGCGUUUUCGUGUACCAAUCGACAACACUGUUCUGUUUUUGUAGCACUGUCCGCCCUUUUUUAGAAAGAAUAAUACUUGGGUGAAAACGCAACUGUCCGAUUUAAGAUGUCCGAACUAUCCAUCAACAUAAUGUUUACAUACGAAGUGGAUAUCACGUGGUAUGUAAACUGUCAACAUCCACUAUUUAUCUCUGUGACAAUAUGUUUAUACGAUCAUGUUUUGUGCAAACUUUUAAAUUUAGUCAAGGAAAAGUCCAUGUUGUUAUAGUUUUUAUAAAUGAAUUAUUUAUUGUGAAAUAUCGUUUUGAGAUUUGUAAAUAAAAUUAUAGACGCAUAUAUAUGUAUUCAUAAAAUGCUCAUCUGUGUUGCUCUGUACAUUAAAAUUGUUCCUGUAAUAAUUUCUAUGAAAUCAGUGUUCUAUAUAAAAGGUUUUUAUACCAUAUUGUGCAUUUGAUCGUUAUUUGCUUCAGCAAUCAAUCCAUUUUCGUUGAUUGUUUUGUAUGUUGAUUCCAUAUUCAGACAUGUCUAUUUCACGAGUGUGCAUCCUUUGAAUUUCAAAUAUGUGCAUCAUUUGAAUUUUAAAGCUGCACUCUCACAGACUGAACGUUUUGACAACUUUUUUUUAUUUUUUGUCUUGGAACAAGUCAAUCUUUGCGAAAAUCCAUAGAAACCAGUUAUAUAAGACUGCUGACAAAAAAAAUCAGAUUUUUAUAUUUUAGUACAAAAAUGAUGUUUUAUGCAUUUUUCUUAAACCGUUAGUAACGGUUUAAGCCAUAAUACAUUAAUUUUCGAACGGAAAUAUGAAAAACCAAGAUCUGAUUUUUUGUCAGCAGUCUUAUAUCAUUGGUUUGCAGAUAUGAACGCAAUAAUUUGCUCUUUCUAAUAAUUUUUUUAAAAAAGAUGUUAAGAUGGUCAAUCUGUGAGAGUGCAGCUUUAAGUGUGUGCAUCAAUUAAAUUUUAAGUGUGUUCAUCAUUUAAAUUUUAAGUGUGUGCAUCAUUUAAAUUUUAAGAGUGUGGAUCAUUUUAUUCCUCAUUGAAACUGUGUGCAUCAUUUACAACACAAAAAAGAAUAUGCAGUUUUUUCCUAACAUUGAUUGAAAUCUCGCUCACCUGUCAACUAUAAUACAAUGUACAAACACAUUUAAGUAUUAGAAUAAAUCUGAAUAACCUAAU
Mya arenaria is the source of this 5237-nucleotide messenger RNA. RefSeq lists its product as uncharacterized. The coding region runs from base 268 to 3282 and encodes 1004 amino acids. Gene Ontology annotation, molecular function: ATP binding; protein kinase activity. The transcript is spliced from 20 exons. Gene Ontology annotation, biological process: protein phosphorylation. NCBI's taxonomy places the organism in Eukaryota, Metazoa, Mollusca, Bivalvia, Myida, Myidae. The record is from RefSeq and is a predicted model, not a curated record.